CAUAAAAGCACCUCGACAACCCGACAACCCGUGGUCGCCCAAAAUGCCAAAAGAACGUAACUACAAUCCCGUGCAGGCUCAGCGCAAGGCUGAGAAGGCCAGAGCGAUUAAGAAAGGUGCCGUCGCGUCGGAAAACCGUGCCCGCGUUCUGAUGUUCCGGGCGCCAAUAUCCCAUUAUCCCAUGUACUGAAAUCAAACUAACUCAUCGGUUCGCAUAUAGGCAAGCUAGAGCAGCAAGCACGGAGGAACGAAAAGCUAGCCAAGCGCAACCCCGCCAGGAUACAGCAGCAGAUCGAUGACCUCAAGGCAAUAAAGGAGGGCGGAGGGAAGCUCACGGCCCACGAGGAGCGAGCUCUCGAGGCUCUCGAGAAAGAUCUGAAGGCGGUCCUUAAGGCAAGAGAAGCGCUGGGGGAUAAAGCACCGCAAUUCAGCCGUGGCCCGCCGAGGCAGGGACAGAGAGGUGACGGCGUCCUGGGAAAGAGGAGGCGCGAUGCUGAAGACGAAUCCAGCAGCGACAGCGACGUGCCCGAGGAUGUCAAGCGCAUACCGAUGCCGAGAGAUACGCCGCCCCCCAUUCCGAAGGAGAUCCUGGACGAAUGGUACGCCAAGCGCCGGGCGAAGAGAAACGCGGAGCGGGCGUCGGAAGCCGAACGGCAAGAAUCCGGGAAGCCCGCCGCGCCCGUCAUCGAGUCCAAGACGGUGUACGAGGCCAAACCGGUCGUCAGAGAUUUGCGCAAGGAAGCUGUGAGCGCCUUCAUGCCGACGGCCGUCAGGAUGAAGAUCGAGAAGAGCAAAGGGCGGGGAGGCCUGUUAGAACCAGAAGAAGCGGAUCGGCUGGAGAAAGAGGGCUACCUUCGGACCCGUGAACCGACACGACCGCAGACCGGGGAACCACAGGCCGGCCAAGAUGCCGGUCCCCGCGGCGUGACGAUGGAGGAGGUUGCAGACGAGCAAGGCUAGGCUAGCGGCGCCACGGGGCAAUUCUGUCAAAUUCGGGACUCGCAGACCCAAGGCGCAUCGGGCUGGGUUCGGUGGUAAGAUAUUCAUUCCGAGGACCCAGCCUUCUCAGCAAAUGAGCACGCUGAUGCUACGAGCGGUGGCGAAGGAUGACCGGUCCUCCUUUGCCGGGGCAAAUUAUACCAAGUACGCAGUACGGCGCCUCGACGUUGUCAGGUCCUUCUCGGGGCAAGCCGUAAUUAUCAGCAGUGCUUCUAGUUAGAAGAGCCAUGUCUGUUGCGUGCGGCAAAAACACUACAGCGGCGAACCCCGAUUGUUUCAUUGCCGCUUAGUGUAGGUCUGUGAGCUAGGGGACGAAGCGUUGCAGUUUACCCUGGUUUCAGAUUAGCACGUUUAAGGGGCAAGGAGCGCAUAUCGAGGGAGGGGGCCAUGCUUAGUAUUAGUAGGAUUUGCCAAGAAUGGAGAAAUAGCCAUCUGGAUUCACAAAGCGACUUCUGAUGGCCAAGUC
Thermothelomyces thermophilus ATCC 42464 is the source of this 1465-nucleotide messenger RNA. RefSeq lists its product as uncharacterized. The record is from RefSeq and is a predicted model, not a curated record. Lineage: Eukaryota; Fungi; Ascomycota; Sordariomycetes; Sordariales; Chaetomiaceae. The coding region runs from base 550 to 960 and encodes 136 amino acids. The transcript has a single exon.